Messenger RNA from Etheostoma spectabile (orangethroat darter), 4765 nucleotides. RefSeq names its product sema domain, immunoglobulin domain (Ig), short basic domain, secreted, (semaphorin) 3bl (gene sema3g). The record is from RefSeq and is a predicted model, not a curated record. Gene Ontology annotation, cellular component: plasma membrane. Gene Ontology annotation, biological process: semaphorin-plexin signaling pathway; negative chemotaxis; neural crest cell migration. Gene Ontology annotation, molecular function: chemorepellent activity; semaphorin receptor binding. NCBI's taxonomy places the organism in Eukaryota, Metazoa, Chordata, Actinopteri, Perciformes, Percidae.
UUCUCUCUCUCUCUCUGGCUGAAACAGACUUCUGUUGGGCAGCUGUUGGAAGUGAACUGAAGGAUUGUCAGUCUUCAGAGCGCAGUCAGCUCAUCAGCCCGUCUAGAGCGUCAGUCGCUCCGCGGAUAGGACACCCAGCUGCACGGUCACGGACCCUUUUACGCACAUGUUGGCAUUGUGAGAACAAGGAUCCAGCAGUUUCCCCCACUCAAAACUUGUCCUGGAAUACCCUGUUUGAUUGUUGGCAACAUAAUUUGAAAAAGUCAUCAGUUAAAAGACGGAGUGCAUCUCCUCAGCAGAAUGAAGGGAUUUUUACCUUUCUUCACCAUGAUUCUUGUUGCGCUACGGGUCGCCACCGUCUCAGCGACCAAGUUAAAUGUCCCGCGCCUGAGACUGUCAUAUAAAGACCUGCUGUCCACCAACAGGUCGUCCAUCUUCAGCGGUCACCAUGGCCAGCUCUCUCUCACCGCUGUCUUUCUGGAUGAGUACCGGGACCGCCUCUUCCUGGGAGGGAAAGAUAUCCUGUACUCUCUCAUGCUGGGACCUGCCAGCAGCGAGUCCAAAGAGAUAUACUGGCCUCCAUUACCUGGCAACAGAGAGGACUGCAUUCAAACAGGAAAGGAACCACAGACAGAGUGUGCCAACUUUGUUCGCCUCCUGCAGCCCUACAAUCGCACCCACCUCCUGGCCUGUGGCACCGGGGCCUUCCAGCCUAUGUGUGCCUUCAUCUAUGUGGGGCACAGAGGAGAGCAUGUGUUCACCAUGGAUCCUACAAAUGUAGAGAAUGGACGAGGGAAGGUUCCACAUGACCCCAGCCUGCCCUUUGCUAGCACCUUCAGUGGUGGGGAGUUGUAUACAGGUCUGACGGCGGAUUUCCUGGGUAGAGACUCUGUGAUCCUGAGGAGUAUGGGAGGACGCUCCCCCAUGAGGACAGAGACUGACCAGAAACUUCUUCAUGACCCUAAGUUCAUCGCUGCCCAUCUCAUCCCAGACAACGAUGACAGAGACAAUGAUAAAGUGUAUUUCUUCUUCACUGAGAAGGCCACCGAGGCAGGGGACAGGGAGGGGGCCAUACACACACGAGUUGGACGAGUGUGUGCGAAUGAUGUUGGUGGUCAGAGAGUGCUGGUGAACAAGUGGAGUACCUUCAUUAAAGCCAGACUGGUCUGCUCUGUACCUGGACCUCACGGCAUCGACACACACUUUAACCAACUGGAGGAUAUAUUUCUGCUGCGGACCAAGGAUGAGAGGAACCCAGAUGUCUAUGCAAUUUUCAGCUCCAUCAGUAAUGUGUUCCAGGGUUUUGCUGUGUGUGUUUACCGUAUGGCUGACAUCAGAGAAGCCUUCAAUGGACCUUUUGCCCAUAAAGAAGGGCCCGAUUACCAGUGGGGGGCCUACGAAGGCAGGGUCCCUUAUCCAAGACCAGGCGUGUGCCCAAGUAAAAUCACCAACCAGCCAGGCAGAGAGUUUGGCAGCACAAAAGACUUCCCUGAUUCAGUACUGCAGUUUGCCCGCAGUCACCCGUUGAUGUGGCGGCCGGUGUAUCCCGCUCUGCGCCAGCCUGUGCUUAUUAAGGCCAACAUUCCUUACAAGCUGAAGCAAAUUGUGGUGGACCGGGUCGAGGCAGAGGAUGGGCUGUAUGACGUCAUGUUUAUUGGCACAGAUGUUGGCACAGUACUGAAGGUGAUUGCCCUGCACAGUGGAAACAGCCUGGAAACAGAGGAGGUCACACUAGAGGAGCUGCAAGUCUUCAAAGUGCCAACUCCAAUUACAUCAAUGGACAUAUCCGUGAAAAGGCAAGCCCUGUAUGUAGGCUCUCCAGCAGGUGUGGCACAGGUUAAGCUGCAUCGCUGUGAGACUUAUGGCAAAGCCUGUGCCGAGUGUUGCCUGGCCAGAGACCCUUACUGCGCCUGGGAUGGAUCAUUGUGCGCACGAUACAUGCCCAACAGCAAACGACGCUACCGCAGACAAGACAUCAGGCAUGGAAACCCUGUGCUGCAGUGUGUAGAUCAGAAUCUGAGUGAAGACCUUGAUGUGACAGAAGACAGGGUGGUGUAUGGGACCGAGAACAACAGCACCUUCCUAGAGUGUGUUCCUCGCUCUCCUCAAGCUACUGUGACCUGGCUCCUCCAACGUGAUGACCGCAAGGAAGAGGUAAAGCUGGACGAACGGGUAAUGUCCACAGAGCAGGGCCUUCUGUUUCGUCGUCUCUUCCGCCAGGACGAAGGCAUCUACAUCUGCCGCUCUCGAGAGCAUGGCUUCACACAGACUCUGGCCCGCCUUACUCUCGAAGUACUCCAGGGGGAGACUGUGGAUGAGCUCAUGGCACGUGACACCGCUGGCCUCACCGACACGUUCAAAGACCGGUCCACAGGAAGCUAUAGGGCCUGGAUGCCUUGUAGCGCAUACAGCAGGGGCGGCUCAUCAAGCCAAAUAGGCCAAUCGCGUACAUGGUUUAAGGAUAUCAUGCAGCUGAUUGGACCGUCAAACCUGCCCCAUGUGGAGGAGUACUGUGAGAGGAUGUGGUGCAACGACAAGCUGAGGAGGAAGCACAAGAGCAUGCUGGAGAAAUACCGCCAAGCGCAGGAGAGCGCCAGGAAGGCACGUAGCAAGAGCUCUGGCGAACGCAACCGAACGCCGAGGGAUCUCAGCGCAUGGGAUGAGUAACGGAGAGAAAGCGACCGGGGGAUAGAGAAGGAGAAAAUGAGCGAAGUAUUAAGGGACAAAGAUUUCAGUACAGGACAAGAUGAAUUGGGCAGCAAAAGAGUCAAGACCAACAUCAACUCCUAUUAGUUGAAACUUUGGAACUUGGUUUGUAAGAAUAAAUUAGAUCAAAACAAUGUGUCUGCUGCGUUGGCAAUUAAACCUAACAGAGUGUUUCUUAUUAGUGUAUGUGUAGGUCAGGUGCAAGGGGUUUGCCCAAAAAAGACAUAAGGUUGUCUGGAAAGACAGCAUAAAAGAGACUGCUACUGAACUGGUUGUGUUGCUGAUGUUAUGAUGUUGAUAAAGAUAAGAGACAAUCUGUCAAAUACAAUCUGAGGAUGCUUUAUUUUAACAUCCUAUAUACUUUAUGGUUGAAAAUAGCAGACACUGCUUUCAUUUCAUCAAGUCAUAUAAAACCCUCACAACCUUCAGAUUUCUAAAACGUAUGCAUGCCUAUGGACUGACUCUUUGAUGAACAGUUUGUGUUGGCUCUUGGCAAAUUAGGACUUCAAAAAGAGGGGCUUCACAUUUACAUACUUUGCAUCUCUGAACUAUAAAAUACCAAGUUUGUCGAGUGCAGCCUUGACACAUAUGGACACAUGCUUUCCAUUUAUCUUUGUCACAUUUCACUGGAUCCAUCUUCUUUUCACUUGGUAUUUAAUGGUCCAUGUUUCUUGCCUUGCUAUGCACUUGGCUUUAAAACAAAAAAUAUUCAAGUGUGACUUCAGAUCAAUACAUAACUGAGUUUUCAGUGUAUUUAUGAGAACCAUAUGAAACUAAUGCAACCAGGCGUAGACACUUACUGUAUCUGAUCUUGCCACUGUACAUGUACACAAACAGUCUCUUAUAUAAACUGAGAUCCCGUUCACCCAUCACACUGAAUGCAUAAGCUCAACUAGCUCAAACUGGAAGCUACCAUGAGACGACUGUUGAUGGUUCAACAGAUUAAAGGCACAUUGCUUUAUUUUUACGGCUGUGGGUUGAACAUUCCAUUAAACACCAGCUACAGAUCAAGAUUUCCCCCUUACUUUCAUGCCUCUGGGCACGUACCAUAACAACUCCUGGAAUGUACCUAAAGGCCUCAGCCAAUUGUCGGUAUUGGUUUCAAUGGGAAUCCUCUUGCAACUCAACUCAUUGAAUACUAAGUCUGUGACUUUAACACCAAUCCAGCAUGUAAGACUACAAAUGAUGAUCAUUUUUAAGUCAUUUUUCAAUUAAAUUGUAUUUCUUUAGUAAUUGUUUAGUUUAAAACAGCCAAGGUGACAUUUUCAAAGUGCUUUUUUUCCAACCAACAGUUAAAAAUCAUCCAUUAAAGUAGAAAUGACAUUCUCCGACCUCUCUGUCGUAGCCUCUCCCCACACACUACAAUCAUCCACUAAACUCAUUUUUCCACAGUUCUUCUGUGCUGUAGUUUUCCAGUGACAAUAGAGGGAACAAUGGAAGGGGUUAGCUGUAAUAGUCCUCUCCAUUUCUGUUUUUUGCUUUGUAAACACUGGUUUUAUGACGGUUCAUGGUUUGAACACAUCCACAUUGUUAUUGUCUUCAGUUGUGUUGUUAAAAUAUAAACUUUUACGUUAACUGAAUCCAAAGAAGGGUUUCCUUAAACAUGUGGGAGAAUGGAGGGUUGAAAACAGGUAAAGAAAAAGGGCCUUGAAAAGGGUGAGAUGUGAGCAUUGUAACCUUAAGGAGUGGAGGUCAAGGAAGACCGACUGCAGGCUGAGCAGAACGAAUGCCAAGGUUCAAUUUAGGUCACUGUGUACAUAAGAAAUCCCAGCUUAUAUUUUCUACAUUUGUUCUGGGAUAGAUCAGAUGUUGGUGGUUAAGUGGCGAAAUCAUCAGUUUCCAAGUAAAAACGCAACUAAAGUGUUGUAUGUUUAUUGGAUUAAUUUGAAGACAGCUAAACACCUUUAAAAAAACACAAUCAGCUGUUCACAAAUAGCCUGUUGUUGCCAAAGAACUGAGAAGCUCCAUUGUUUAAAAUUAGCCAGGAAACAACAUCAACACCAGUGAACUUGGUAACCUUUAUGUAACUUUCAUGGCGUGUGAAUAGCUUAUGAGAGGA